Molecule: messenger RNA, 591 nt
Organism: Triticum turgidum subsp. durum (durum wheat)
Lineage: Eukaryota; Viridiplantae; Streptophyta; Magnoliopsida; Poales; Poaceae
Source: the annotation of a GenBank genome assembly
AUGGCCCCCCUCCCCGCCCUCUUGCUCGCGUCGGCUCUCCUCCUUGCUGGUUCGGCCUUGUUCAACCGCUACGACGCCGGAAGCAGCGGCACAACCACCACCACGCAUCUGCAUUUCUAUAUGCAUGAUGAUUACACUGGCCUGCGCCCCACAGCGAUGCGCAUCGUGUCCGGGCGGUCCCUUGGCAUGCCGGCCGUGAGCGACAACACCAACAGUACGGUGCCAUCCACAAGCGCACCACGGCAGUUCGGUGACAUCGUGGCGCUGAACAACGCGCUGACGGAGGGCCCUGGCUGCGGCAGCGCAUGGGUGGGCACGGCCCAGGGUUUCGCUGUGCGCGUGUCAGAGGGCGGCGUUGUCUCUGACCUCAGCAUGCACCUUGUGCUGGGCGCCGGCGAUUACAGUGGCAGUUCGCUGGCGGUGAAGGGGCGCAUCGACAUGGAACUGGCGGUGCGCGAGUCGAUGAUUAUCGGCGGCACUGGCCAGUUCCGAUUGGCGCGGGGGUACAUGCUCAGCAAGAGUUACGACUACAGCCUCGCCGCGGGCGGCAUCGUGGAGAUUGACCUCUACGUGCAGGUGCAGCACGACUAG